Molecule: messenger RNA, 819 nt
Organism: Strongylocentrotus purpuratus (purple sea urchin)
Lineage: Eukaryota; Metazoa; Echinodermata; Echinoidea; Camarodonta; Strongylocentrotidae
Product: putative ankyrin repeat protein RF_0381
Exons: 4
Coding region: 1-819 (272 amino acids)
Biological process (GO): regulation of gene expression
Cellular component (GO): nucleus
Molecular function (GO): protein binding
Source: RefSeq, a predicted model, not a curated record
AUGGCGUGGCACCCAAACGUACACCACCCCCUCUUCCGACUGGAUGUCUCGAAAGGUGGUGCGAUAGAGAAGGGAGAUAACGAUGAAUGGGCAGCAUUAGCAAGUGCUGCUAAGAAUGGCCAUCUUGAUGUCACCAAAAAUCUGAUUAGUCGAGGAGCUGAGGUGAACCAGGGAGAUAAUGACGCUGAGGUGAACCAGGGAAACAAUGACGGUUUUACUGCAUUACACUUUGCGGCUUUCAAUGGUCAUCUUAAUGUCACCCAAUAUCUGAUCGGUCAAGGAGCUGAGGUGAACCAGGGCAAUGACGGUUUUACUGCAUUACACUUUGCGGCUUUCAAUGGUCAUCUUAAUGUCACACAAUAUCUGGUCAGUCAAGGAGCUGAUGUGAACCAGGGAAUCAUUGACGGUGAGACUGCAUUACACUUUGCGGCUUUCAAUGGUCAUCUUAAUGUCACACAAUAUCUGGUCAGUCAAGGAGCUGAUGUGAACCAGGGAAACAUUGACGGUUUUACUGCAUUACACUUUGCUGCUCUGAAUGGUCAUCUUAAUGUCACACAAAAUCUGGUCAGUCAAGGAGCUGAUGUGAACCAGGGAAACAAUGACGGUGUGACUGCAUUACACAUUGCUGCUCUGAAUGGUCAUCUUGAUGUCGCCAAAUAUCUGAUCGGUCAAGGAGCUGAGGUGAACCAGGGAAACAACGACGGUGUGACUGCAUUACGCAUUGCUGCUCAGGAGGGUCAUCUUGAUAUCACCCAAUAUCUGAUCAGUCGAGGAGCUGAGGUGAACCAGGGAAACAAUGACGUCAAGGAGCUGAGGUGA